AUGAAUCAUUAUCGCCGACAAGCGGGCGACACCGCGUCCGACGCGGGGACGACGGCGAUGACCGACCACGGACGUAAGUACGGAGGACUCGGAGGACUCGGCGGAGGCGGCCGCGGCGACAUCAACUGGCAGGUCGCAGAGCCCGCGUCCGGCCGGCAGCCGCGCAAACCCAACAACAAAAAGUUCACGGCCUUCCGGAAGUUCGGCGGCGGCCGGCCGGAAUCGGGACCGGACGACCGGACCGCGUCCCGUUGCCACUACGAGCCCGUCCGGCACGCGGACGAGACCCGCGACGCCGUCCAAUGGGAAUCCAUGACCAAACAUUUUUCCAGGUACGGUAAAUACACGGAUCCGCCGUAGACAUCGUGUUAUUAUUAUUUUUAUUAUUAUUAUUACGGUAUUAUUAUGCGCGUGCGAACGGCGCGGAUACGGCGAUAAAACGAUACUUGUCGCGGUGAAAUUGAUUCAAGCCUUGUGGUCGAAAAUUGCGCCCCCCCCCUCUCCCCCGAGUUCGAGUCGCGUACUCGACCGGCUGCCGAUUGAGAACGUGAAUUUCGCUAAAAUACCGCUUGAGCAUCGCGUUCAAUUUUUUAAAUUUAUUUUUUUUAUAAUACAAAAACCGCGCGGCGGGUUCGACCAUAGUGUUUACACCCGUUCUGUUAUAAUUAUAUUUUUCUCGAAAACAAAACGGCCCGACGCCGAAAACGCGCCCGCAGAGACGAGUUACCGCGGUACUCGACCAACCCGAAUAAUUAAUACGCAUUUGGUCGGCAGUUUGGUGCGUACGGGUCACCAGAGUUGUCGCGGUUUAUUUUCGCCGUCACUUGUUGCAUUGAUAACAGCGUUUACAGGCCUUCAAACUAAUUAUCAUUAUUAUCAUAGUUAAUUAUGCCGGGUACGCCACGGCGUCUACCCCGGGGACUCGUUCGUUUUUGCGUCGUUUUUAGCCAUCUCGACGGAAUGCGGUUUUCACCGAGUUUUUACACGUUUCCGAUUAUAGAACAAUACCGUAUUUUGCGAUACCGUCCGAGUUCGGACGCAAUCGAUUUUAUUUCGUCGUAGAUAAAGAAGAAAGAAAAAGAAAUGGCCUAUACUGGGGACGGGUGCGGCCACUGUUGUAGUUGGGAAGGUGGGAUGCAUAAAUCUAUUUAGUUUAUACCUGUUUAAAGUAACGAUAAAAAAAAAAAAAAAAACAGGGUAAUAAACUAUUGUUAACGAAAUCUAAACGAUUCUGAAUGGAGUUCAGCUGUUAGUGAUGCUUUGUCAACAAUUAUAUAGGUGUAUUAUGUCAUAUUAUGGUAAAAUAAUUAAAUAGGCAUUAUGUAUUCUAUUAAUUAAUAUUUGUUUAAUGUACCGUUGUUCCCGGUUUUCCCGUGUUUUUCCCCGGUUUUUCGCAUUUGCUGGGAUAACUGUGUUGAGAAAAUCGAAAAAUAACCUAAUUUACCUCCCCAAACCGAUUUCUUUGCUGAAAAGUUGCUACAUUUAAAAAUCGGAGCAAGAUUUCUGGUAGAAGUUGCGCACAGAUAAAAAAACAACUGCGUUUUCACGACAACGAUGAUUGUUUAAAAACGAUUAAGAGAUUUAAAUAAUUAAAACUUAAUAAUAUCAACAAAAUAAAUAAAAACGGUUGAAAAUGUUAAACCUUAAUUUUAAUCUAAUGAACCAGUUUUUCUUCAUUUUCUUGAAUAUUAAUGAGAUAUUCAAAAAAUGACCUUUCUGAAGUACCAGCUAUAGUCGAAAUGCAACAAAAAAGAUCAUUCAUCGUGUUUUGAUUGAAUCAAGAUAUCUAGGAGAAUUUUUUUACAGACAGCAAAAAAAAUUAAAAUACACGUCAUAAUAAAACCAAUUGAUCCCUCGUUUCACUCAUAAUUUAAAAUUGUCUUUGUCAUCUGUGCAUUUGAGGGUUGGGAGAUUAGAAGCGAUGAUUUAUAUCCCCCUAAAUUCUAAAAACGCCGUAAUAAAAAUGAAGAAAUUAAAAUACAAAAUCAAAAAAAUGGGAAUGUCAAUCUCAAGUAGACUCGACAACGAAUUCAAAUGAAUUUCUUUCAGAGUUCUUAUCGUUUCACUAGACCAAUCGAUACGUUUGGAUUAGAACACGUUUUCAAAAUCCUCUUUAUAUUAAAUGUUUAGCUUUGUUGCCCCCAGUCGUUUAAAUUUAGGUACUCAUUGUUAUCAUUUCGGCAAAAUAUGUUUUUUUUUCCCCCCAUGAAAUCGAACGGUAUUAAUUUAAUUUCACCGUAGUUAAAGAAAACGGAAACAUUUUUUUAAUUAUUUACGAAUUUAAGAAUUGAUUUAUAUUUUCCCGCGCAUAGCUGUACGUACCUACGUCGACAUUUCUGUUGUGUGUUGUGUAUUAUAGUCGUGUAAAGCAAAUUACGAAUCCGUGUCUUUUCGACACGAGCAUUUUUUUUAGUAUGUAUUACGCUAUGACUGUUAAGCUAGUUAAAAAAAAAAAAAAAAAUCCCCCUGCGGAAAAAUCCAGAAUAUAUCCUAAUGAAAGCCGGUCGAAACCUCAAAACCAAAAAUAACCGAUUAUCGUCGGUUGGUAUUUGAUUGUGAAAGUUUGCUCGGUCAUCUGCUUACAAUUAUAUUAGAUUUCAUAGAGUACCCAUCACGUCAUCGGCCCGCCGCUACCGUAUGUUUCAUUAUGAAAGUUUACAAUUUAUAGACAUUUACGAUUUUUAUGGUCUACACUUUGUUGUCCCGUCCAUGGUUUCGUUUAAACCGUACGCGAUUUCCUAGGGGACACGCAGAUGAUAGUUUUAUUAUUUCGAAUGGCAUUCGACUGUCUUUUUGUUUCAACUUGCGUUGCGUUAUAAGCCUCGUGCAGUUAAUUCGAAUUUUAAAACCGCACAACCGUCAGUUGUAGACUUGAGACGUCGUGUUAUAGGUACCAAAAAAAAAUUCUGGGUACGACGGACAUUUUCAACCGGCAUCACAAAGGAAUAUAUUUCACGUUUUAUAUUUUCGUUUUGUCAACUAAUUAAUAUUAUUAGGUAUAGAUAAGUAUUAGGUGUAGAUAAGUUUGAUUUAUUACGUUAAUUUCGGCGAAAGUCGCGUUUUAGCGACUUUUAGACUUAAGCCGGUUUUUCACAGAAUGUAGAAUACCGGUGGUGUCAAAAAUUAACCAGAACUCAAAUUGACGCGAUUGGAUCGGAUUAGAUUUAGAUUAAAUUAUAAAAUAGAUUAGAUUAAAGGGAUUGGAUACCGAUGUUUUCUUUCUUUAUCUGGUUGCAAUUCACGGAUCAAACAACGUUGCGAUUUUCCCGAAACCAGUCUGAUCGACUAAUGCGAUAAUAAUAUUCUGUAAACGGAUUUGAGUUCUGUCCCGUUUCAGUUUUAAUUUAAAUUUGGUUUUUUUUUUUUAUAUAUAUAUAUAUACGUUUUCAAAUUUUCGGAAACUAAAAUAUGAUGAAAUUCGAAAAUGUGGUCCGACCGGUUUCACGUACACUAAGCACUGGAUUCAAAUCAGUUUUCAGAAAUCGUAUUACCCCUUACUUACUAUUGCUUCGCUAGUUCAAAUACGGCUUACAGUGUCGUGUCCAAGUUUUAUCAAGGAGGAAGGGGGAGUUUAGUAGUGAUGAGCACUACGGAGUGAAAACUAUUCGAUAGUUUCAAACCAUCUAUUUACUCGGUUGUUUUUAAAAACUAUCGAAUGAAAAACAAUCUGUUGUUUUUUAAACUAUCGAUUGACAAUCGACAGUCAAAACUAGUCGAUUCCGCCCAUCACAGUUUAGCCGGUUUAGGGGUCUAGGGGUACAGAGGGUCUAUAACCUUUUUAACAUUACCUAUGACUAAAAAAAAAAAUCAAUGUAGGAGUCAUAAAACCCAAACUCCCUGACUAUGUUAGAUACGUGAAACGUUCAUAACCAUGGAAAUAUUAUCUGUAUUUUUUUGAAAAUUCUGUACUUAAUAAUAACUUGUAUUGAAUUCGUAUUCGUAUUUUGCUACAAGCCGGGAUGAGAUCAGAUGCCUAAUAAUCUUUUUUGCCUUCAACCCAACUAUUUGGGAUCGUGCACCAUCGUUCUAAACUUCCAUUUGAUUCGAUGUACCACCUCGUAUACAUCAGCUGUCAUAAUAUGAUUCUCAAUCACAUCGAACUAUUUCUUUCAGUUUUUCUUUCCACCUAUUUCCUCCUAUAUUUAUUUUCAUUACAAUUCUUACUGAUUCAGAUUCUCCGUGAUAUGCCCUCAUUUCGCCUUCAAUUGAAGACGUGCCUAAACUAACUUUGGUGUACUCAUCCGUAAAAUAUCGGUGUCGUACUAUUUCUUAUAAAAUUAACUUAUAAACUUAUUCUUUGCGUAAAUGAUUUAACACAAAAUGUACAAUUAAUACUAUUAGACUCCAUAUUAAAUGAUAUAUUAUACAAUAAUAUCACAGAAUACUGAAUACUAUAUUAAGCCAAAAUCCAAGAAGUAUUAAACUUAGACAAGUAAUGUAAUAUAAUGAAUUAAAAAUAACAUAAUAAAUAACAAUCUAAAAACACAAGUAUAUUAAAAUGACAUUACUUUAUUACUAAAUAAUAUUAAGAUAGUUAAAGUAUUUAAUAGAUAGUUAAAGAUAGUUAAGAUAUAAGUGAAAUGAUAUCAAAACAACAAAAUAAAAUAUACAAUUUAUUAAUGCUAUCAGACAACAUAUUUCGUAAUAUUUCAGAAUAUUAUAUUAACCAAAUCAACAAACAAAUGAUAUAGUAUUUGCUACAAAGUACCAAACAAUGGUAUAAUUAUAUUAUAUAACAAUAAUAACAAUUAUAAUUAUAGUAUAGUAUACAGUUGAUAUCAUUGUAUCAAAACAAUAAACAUUCUAUUAUCAUAGCCAUAUUCAUAAUAGUAACUCUGUAUUACUAUUGGCUGAUGUCAAAAACCUCUGCCGAUUUCGGUUCAAUAAAAUUUGCACAGCUGUUUAACCUUAUCAUUUAGGUAAUUAUAAUUUUGUUAUCACGAAAAACAUUCUUGAUAUUGAAUUAUCCGGUUAUAAUUUGACAUGGAAAAAAUAUUCAUACUGAUAGCUGAGCAAGUGGUUAUAACCCCUGUUACAACCAUUAAUUAACAAAUAUAAAUAAUGAAAUACUUGUACGCAACGCAAUCUAUUCAAUAACAAUAAUGAUUUUACAGAACCGAUUGUUACACUUUUAAUACAUUUUUUUUUUUUAAACCCAUUUUUUAAGUCCCCUUAACAUGCAACCUUUUUUUUUUACAUAAAUUUCUUAAAAAAAAUAAAAUAAUAAUAAAUAAAUAAAACCGUUCAGUUAAAAUGUAUUUUAUUAUUUGAUUUUUUCUUGACAAUAAUAACAACCGCGCUGCCUAUUCAGAUAUAUUAUAUAAUCUACGUCUACAAAAAGUCUAUUUACACACGGUAGUGACGUGACAGUGCUGUAACCGUCCCGGGAUUCCACCGGCCAGGUUAAUAAUAUUCUUAAAGGAAAGAUAAGCUUGUUGUUCUCACUCGUCCGGUGCCGCGACCCUACUGUUGCGAGCAGUGAGUGCUGUGACUAGUGAGAUAUCUUGCGGACGGCAUUUUUCUCGUUUCGCGGCCGCGGUGUUUAGUUAGGUAUUGUGUAUUUUUCCCAGUUUUAAUUGUAAUGCCCACCAUUAUGCCCAUGCCCAUAUGGUGUAUCGGUGAACAAUUGUGUACGCACCUAAAAGGGGUUAAAAAUAUACCCCGGAAAAAUGUUUCUCGUUUCGCUCGAAAUGGCAUUCUACUCAAUGAUUUUUUUUUUUUUUUUUUGGGAGGGGCUCCAAACAAUCCGGACCCCGUGGACCGGGGGGGACUCUAGCUUGGUGCCUGAUACCAGUUACUAUACAUCAAACUACCUAACCAUGUAAUUACAGCUGCACAUAAUAUUCUAUGGUAACACCCUGAGCAUUAAACUAGUAGACUUUAGUAAGAUCUAUGCUUAACGUGGUUCUACUAAAAAUCGUGUUUUAUUAUUAAAUGUAUCAAUGUCAUUCAUUAUUUUAAACUAUUAUGUUAUCACUUGUCGUACUGAGCAGUCACGGAACUACGGGGGUGAUAGGGGGUGCUUAAGCACCCCCUCCAUGUCGUUGUAAUUUUAUUUUUAAGAAUUUAUGAUCAGUUCAUAUUAAGACGUUUUUUUUCAAUAUCUGUACAAACUUUUAUGUAGUUUGCAUUAACCAUUCUAGUCAGUUCGGCAAUAAGCGAAAAUUUAAACAAUUAUCUGAUAAAUAAGCAUGAUGCAUACAGCUAUGGUUUACUAACUUAAGUAUCAUUAUCAUUGAGAGAGACUUAACGAAUGAAAUUGACCCGGAAGAAAUAUUAAACAAAUUUGCUUGCACUGAUUUAAAUUUAAAAAAAAUUAAUAUUACACAAUAAAAUGAUUAAAAAUAAUAUGUAUUAAAAUUGUCAAUGCAUAAUGUUGGGGAGAGUGGGGGCGGAGCCUUUGCGACUAUAUGAAUUUCAUAAUUUUUGCACCCCCAAGAUUUGGACUUUAGUUAAGCCGACGGUACUGAGAUGUUUUAUUCAUGAUUUAAAAUAUGCUAAAUUAAAUAAUAAUAAUUUAUCAGUAAUAAUUAUUACUUCAUCAAGUGCUAUUAUUUAUUAAUGUUUUAUAUCUUUUCUUCAAAAUCUACCUGACGUCUCUUAUUAUUAGAUUGGUCAAAAUGAAUGUUAAUCAAUUAAAAUAUUUGGGCCUGGACAAUCGUUAUAACAAUAAAAUCAAUUGUUAUUGUUAUUUGUUGAGUAAUUUUUUUUAAAUUUGUUGUUUUUGCUCCCCCUCUCCCAUUUCAGAUUUUGGCUGUCACUGUGUCGUCGUAAAUAACUUUUUAUUGGCAUACUUCGGUAAUUUUUUAUUGUCAUUUACUUAGUUUGAAAGUGAAUCGUAACCUAACAGUAUUAGGUUGAGCGGGAUAUCUGCUAUAAAGGUCUACAUUUUAAACUUGAUCAAAAGUCUGUUCUCUUUUGGGACAGACUAUAUAGUUUAAAAUAUAAUAAUUGUUUAUUAUUAUUAUUUUUUACGGUUUUAUGGUGACUACGAUAAAUUAAAAACUCUCGCAUCUUUAAUGUACAUAUUUUUAGUUGGCGUAUACCUAUAAUAAUCAACGAAUUUGUUUAUAAUUUCGAAAAUAAGUAUCCGGGCACAGUGGCGGGCCCGGAGGGGGAGGGGAUGUUAGCGGUUAUAUCCCCCCAAUUGCUUAAAAAUCCAACAAAAUAUGAGUAAUCUAAUAUCGAAACUCAUAAAUUUCAGUCGAUUUCCGAGAAAAAACUUGAUAUAUUGAUUAGAAAUUGGCUUUUUUUUUAUGAUCCGGCUUUUGAAUUACUCUUUUUUCACGAUUUUUAUUCGUUACAUCCCCCCCUCCCAUUGGAAAUUCCUGGGCACGCCACUGUCCGGGCAUACGUCGUAUAUACCCGCGUAUACCCACCAAUACGCCAUUGACUGUACCCAACUUUACCCAACGUCGGAUGAAAUACUGGCCAGUAUAAAUAGAAAUCUCGGCCGGUGGAAUCCCGAAACGUUCAUGGUACUGUCGCGUCACUGUUGUGUGUAAAUAGACCUUAAAAGGGGAUUGAAAGCGACGAGUUUCUGUCUUUGUCUUACACUCGUGAGAUAUAGGGAUUUCGACGUGUUUCAAUUCCAACGUACCGAUUGAUUUAGUGAAGCGAUAAGAAUUCUGGAAACAGAUUUGAAUUUGUUGUGAAGUCUACUCGAGAUCGACUCUCCCACUUUUUAAAUUUAUCUCCUUAAAUUCUAAAAAAAAAAAAAACCAUACUAACAUAAGAGUAAUUGAAAAAAAUGGAAUAUUUUAAUUUGUUGAAAAAUUGACUCAAGUAGACUUCACGAAAAAUUCAAAUCUGCUUUCAAAAUUCUUAUUACUUCGCUACAUCAAUCGGUACGUUGGAAAUAAAACACGUUUAAAUCCCUAAAUCUCCUGUGUGUAAGACAAAAAUAGAAACUCGCCGCUUCCAAUCCCCUUAGGUAUGAAUUGACGCACGCACCAUCACCAUCGCCAUCGAUAAGGAAUAUCAAGUGAUUCAUUUUUGUGUUUACGAAAAACCUAAAGAGCUGUAUAAAAAUAAUUCGCUUAGUGUAUAUAUUAUUAGUUGAUAAAUUUUCGAUAUUCCGGAGUUGUAUACCGCGCACCUACGUACACAUAAUGGGUUGGUAAUGUUAUAAUUAUUUUCUCCGAAAAAUAUUUACACAACAGAAUUGUUUUUAUAUUAUUCCCUAACGUAUAGUUAUUAAGGUCAACUUUAAGGCUAUCUUAAAGAUAACCUAUCUUAUCUAUCAACUAUAAUAUGUUUAUUUUUUUUUUACUGGAAAAUACAUUUUUUUUUUUUUUUUUCAACAUAGGCAAUGGGAAAAACAAACAAAAUAAACCGAUAAAGAUAACACGGGAAACAGCGUAUUAAUCGGUCUAAAAAUAAACCGACAAUUCAUAUAGAGACACUUUAUAAAAAGUCUUUCAUAGAGAAUCUUUUUUUUUUUUGCGUUUGCACACUAUAACGACGACGAUGCGUCGUUUCGGUAGACAUUAUCUGGGUUUGAGUAAAACUUUUGAUACGUCACUCUGCAGCCGAUAAGCUGUUAUACGCAUAUAAUAAAUAACAUACCCAUGUGUUUUUAUUUUGGUUUUAUUAUUGUAUAUUUUUUUCAGUUUUUAUUAUUAUAAUUUUUUUUCCGUCUGUAAACGACUUCGUAGAGAAAUCUUGCUCCGGUGUGGUACGUACCUUUUAUGAAAGGGAAUUUUCUCUAGUUGGUGCAUUAGAGAGGACAUUUUUUUUUUUGAUUUUCCAAGGGGUUUUGAAAAUAAUCGAACAAAAACCCCGAAAGAAAAUUCUAGGUAAAACGAUAGUUAUUAUUAUUAUUUUUUUAUUAUUAAUGAAACGACUGUGAUUUAUGUUGUUUCCGACAAUGUUAUUGUUUCACAUUAGGACGUCUACCGAAACUUCAGCGAUGUUCAAUCAAAACGAUAAAAUACACAUUCCAAACGGUUUGAUUGAUAAUAUUUUACUGUCGGACCUUGUUCCGAAAUUCAACGUUGCCAACUGAAAGUUCCUCAUCGACAUAAACGUUGAUUUUUAAACGGAGUUUUUAAGACGACCAUAGAUCUAUGAUACCAGGGAUACCAUGCAUCCCGUAUUAUACGGCCUUGUCCCGUAUUCGAGACAAGCGUCCCGAUGAAGUGUUCUAAACACUUUUGUCCCGUAUUCCGAAUCGCCCGUGUAACCGGAACUUAAGUUUUUUUUUUGUCCGUCCCCUUUUAUUCCUUUUUCGACUAGCCUAGGGCGUAGGGCUUAACAUUAGAUGCGUGAUGUGGGUAUUAAGUAUCACUGCAAACAAAUUAUUACAUUUUCGAAUUGUAUUAACACAUUAAUAUGUCAGUUGAGUUUGGGUUCUAAAUUAUUUAGAUUUAGACUGCGGAAAUUCGAUAAAUUCGACAAAUUUUAUUGAAAUUUAACAAUUUCCAAUACGUUCGCGGUGGGAUGGGGGGUAUUUUUGGUUUAGCCGAGUGGACAAUUUUAUCGGCGGUUCAAGGCGAAAACACUUCGAGCCGCCACUGAGCGGAAUACCGUAACAAUAUCAUUACGUAUAUUAUCAUACAGGCUGUUGUUCGCGUUGACGAGUCGAUAAUAAUCGCGUGUAAUAAAAUGUUGUUGUAGGCUGCCGCCGUUCAUCGAUGAUAACGUGGACAAAUUCAAAAACGGAAACCCGCGGACGAACAUACCGCAAUAUCAUCAUUUGCAUUAUUACAGAGACUUGCACCAGCUACAUCAGGUGGCGUACGUAAGUGGACCACUCGCGAUUCUGUAUCGAGCUGUAUAUUUUGAAUAAUACAAAAACCCCAUGACGUGUCCCCUCCAAAAUGUUGUUCGCUAAAAAUUUCACAACGGGUACUUUUACUCUAAAAUCAAAAUUAAACUAGUUUUACUUAUUCUGCGUAAGCAUUGUUUUUGCGCAUUUUACCCGGUAGUUGGGACUGAGAUAGCAGAUGCGGGUAUAACGUCCUGUCAACGCAGUUCUCAAUUUUUCACCUCCACUCCUCCGCGUACCUUAAACGUGCAUACAUUUUUUCUGAACAUUUUAGUUUGCCGUUUGUGAGUUAGGUAUGUCGGUUUAAAAUUUCUAACCAAGGAACCGGGAAUGGUACUUAACGCCAUAAUAAAUAUUUUUUAGACAUUAAAUAUUGAUAACGCUGUGUAGUAGGCAGAGCAGUGACGUGCCGAGGAUUGGUUUUUCUGCACGGCGGUGAAAAUACAGGCUGUAAUAAAAAUCCAAUCGUAAAUAUCGAAUGACGACAUAAGAGUAUUAAUUGUUUUUAUAGAUCUGAACAUUAUGAUGUACAUAAAAUCGGAAAAAACUUAUAAACUCGAAAAUUUCAAAUAGCUAUAAAUAACAUAAAAAAAAAAAAAAAUGUGGAAAAUUCGCAUUUCUUCCGCAGGCCACCCGGAAUUCGUCGAUCGGCAGAAAUCCGCAGCAACCGUGUUGCAAACCGUUGAAAUGGAAUCCGUUCGGGGGACCCACCGGAACGUAUAUGAACGCUUUUUACCUAUCGGAGCCCGGCCGGUACGCCACGCACGCGAAAAAGGUGAUCUGCGACGAUUCGCUAGUGGAAAUGGACGAAACAGACGAAGUAAGUUCAUUAAAGCGAUACUGAUAUUGCGCGUCUACAAUAAUAGAUAUUGUUGUGGUUGUAUUUCGUUAAAAAAGGCACGGCACAACAACUCGGCUUUAAGAUUAACGCGAAUAAAAAAAAAAAAAAUAAUAAUAAUAAUAAACGUUCAUCGGUGUUCUUCUUCUCGAAUAUUUUGUACAGUUGUCGUCGGCCAUCUGGCGCAGAUACUUGGACAACCGUCAGUCCGAGGACGUUUACAACACGAAAUUAACCAUGUGGUGCACUCUGUCGGCGCUCAUCAAGAGCCGGGCGCCCGGCUGUGGCCUGUACCUGGUCGGGUCGACGAUGAACGGUUUCGGCGGCGACGUGAGCGACGCCGACUUUUGCCUUUUGACCGGUUGCACGGCGGCGGCGUCGGCGGCAGUGUCCGUCGGGGGCGGCCAACACCAGCGGGCAAUAGCCGCGGCGGCGGACGAGCGGCACCGAUCGUGCGGCGUCGAGCGGCUCCAAUGGCUGAUGGCGCUGUUGGGACGCGAACGGCUGGACGACGACGUUGCGAUCGUCGAUCCGCACAUUGUCUACGCCAAAGUGCCUAUACUCCGGUUCUGGUGGGUAAAAGACAAUGCCAGGGUGGACGUGGACUUGUGUUGCAACAACGUGGUCGGCAUCCGAAACACGCAUUUGCUGUAUUGCUAUUCGAGACGUGAGUAUGGCCAAUGGCGUAAUUCGAGAAUAUUUCAUUGGCCCCGGGGGGAGGGGGGGAGAGGGUGAUAUGAAAACAAAUAUCCGUAAUAAACUUGUGGGAGGCUUUGCCCCUCCGCCCCGUAUCUACAUUUUAUAUCUCAUCACAUCAAUUAUUCUAUAUUACAUAAUAUCAAAAUUAACAAAACAAAUUUAAGAAAUCCGUCAUCAAUGUUUGGAUUAUAUUAUAAUUUAUAUAUUUAUAUUAAGAUAUAUUUAGAUGUACAUUAAAUUCCCGUCUGUGUUCUACUUUCCCAACUUCCCACCUUUAACAGUGGUCGCGCCCACACGCGAAGCAUGUCCUUAAUUUUUAAUUACAUAAAUAUUAUUACAAUAUUAUGUCCAGAUUCCUAGGCUUCUUAGCAAGUUCAUCAAUGACUUCUUCAUUUAAAAAUUUAUCACCAUAACGAAUUACCAGACCAUUAAGUCUUCUUUAAAAAUCUUUAGGUAAAAGGCAAUAUAUAAAUACGGCUUAUGCGAAGAUCUAUCCCCCAUACCCCUCUCUAAAUAUGUCCCUGAGUCUAACUCUCAGAAGUUCACUCGUUUAAAACGGGUUUAUUUUCGUUUUUUAACAUUUUUACAGUCCUAGGCCCUAGUGACAUGCUGAACAUUUUUAUACUUUAGGCAAAACAAACAAAUUUGAAACCCACUCGCUCAAAGCAUGGAUUUGUAUGUGUUCUCGCAAUAAAGUCAUAUGAAAAAAUUGUUUUUUUUUUCCAACAACCUAUUUUCUGUUUUUUUGUUCUUUAUUCAUCCUCAUCGAUGCCUUCUAUGCAUGUAAAAAGUCCUAUUGUGAUUAAUAUUUUUUUUUUUUCAAUGUUCGACAUACUUCACAUUUUAAAUAUUAUAACGAACAGCAUGAAUCAUAAAUUAUUCAUCAGCAGUAUCUACAUCAAACUAAAAAUUAAUAUUAUCAAAGUAUGCUACCCAUCUUGUUGUCUUGAUCUAUUUAUAUAAAUUGAUAAACAAGUUGACAAUUUAUUAAUAUCGCGUGUGGGAAAUUGUAGAUUAUUGAUUUGUUGAUCAAUUUUAGUUUCAUAAUUAAGAUUAUGGUUUUGAUGAUAAAGAUGUUUUUGCAGCAUUAUAUUAUGGAUCUCUUGUUAAGUAUGUUGUUAACUAUGUGUUUUUCUUCGUCAUUUCAUUAAUUUAUUCUUAGUUAUAAUUUUUGUUUAGAACUACAAACUGUUAUAAUUAUGUCUAUACAAAUAUGUAACUAAGAGAAGUACAAAAAAGAUAUUAUAAUAAACAGUUUAUAAAUUUGCAGGAUCUGUAUUUAUUGCUGACAAAUUUGUAUACUGUUGAAAACAGAUUAAAACAUGUUUCUUUCAGUGACUUACAUAUUUUAAUAUCUUCAAUUACCAAAUUUUAACACUUAAAGUGCUUACUCACUAAAGGAAUUAAAAGGGUACCUACAAAAGUUUAUUUUUUCUUUGUUAGUGGAUAAAUAUCAAAUGUUUAAUCAAAAAUUCAAUAAGUAUUCGACACAGAAUAUUGUGCACUGCCAGAGUGAGAUAAUGCAUAACUGAUAAGAACACUAAAGUGAUCAAUAAAUUAUUUAUUUUUAGACAUUUUGUCUAUACUGUGAAUUUUGUCUAUAACAGUAACAGCUGCUAUUGCUACUAAAAAGUAGCUAAUUGCUGUUACUACUAAUAUGUAGCAGUAAAAGGGUGGGUCAUCAGUCACUGCUGUUUUUAUGAGAGUAACAGUCUACAAUAAUAAUCGUUACUUUGAAAUCAAUAGUGAAAAAUCACUGUUACUGCCAUUUCGUAUUUAUGCUAUCAUUAGUAAUAAUUACUGUACUGGUGGUGGAAUUUAGUGAUGAAUCAAUGUUAGUUUCUGGGAAUAAGGUAUAAGCAAAUGUAAAUUACAAACUGAACAAUCUGAACAACUUUAAUAAUUGGUAUGUUCGCUGAAGAAAAUUACAAAAUUAAAUUAAAUAGUUAGUAGGAAAUUAUUAAUUUAUUAUGGACUUGUCGAGAAAAUAAUUUGAUUUAAAAUCAUUAUUUAAAUAAAGUCAAGUUAGUAAGAAGUUUUCUACUAGGUUGAAACUGAAAUACACAACUUGGUACAUAUAAUAAUAUUAGAUUAGAUUGAAGAACGAACAUCAUAUAUAGAUUAUAAUAUUAUAUAUAACGAGCAUCUCAUGGAGAUCUCGUAGUUCAUUUUCAUAAAUUGAACAUUUUUUAAAUUUCCAGUACCAAAAUUGUUUAAGUAGUAUUUAUUUUAAUAAUAAUAAAUUUGUAUGGUUUUAUUUCAGUCGAUUAUCGAGUGAGGCCUUUAGUGUUAACUGUUAAGUUGUGGGCAUCAUAUCACAACAUUAACGAUCCAAAGAAAAUGACACUGUCCAGUUAUUCGUUGGUGCUGAUGGUCAUAAAUUUUUUGCAAUGUAAGUAUAUAAUUAUAGUCAAGGUUUGUUGUUAAUUAUCCUAUUAUUUGUAUUAAAAAAAAAAAGGGUAAUAAUAAAACAACGUUUUUCUAAAAUUUGAUAAAAUAGCAUAUUUCAUUUUACCCUCAUUAUAUAUAACAUUUUAAUUUAGUAUUAAAAUUAAUUUUUUUAUUUUCAUCUUAUAAACAUCUAACCAUUAAUUAUAUAUUAUAGAUCUAUAAUCAAUGGUAUAAAUUAGCAAAUUUAAAUUCAGUUAGGAUAAAAUUGUACUAUAAGGCUUAAUAUUAGUGUGAAUUGACUCAUUCUUAAAAUUGAAGAUAAAAACAUUAUCUAUGCAACAUUGACCCUGUGAUUUUUGUUGAUAUUUUAGGUUUUAAGAGAGAUUAUGUAAAAUAUCACAAUUUAAUAAUGCUUGUAUCUCGCUUGAAAAUUAAAAUAUUUAUAAAAAUAACAUCAAUAUGGGACAGAUAAUGUUUUUAUCUUGAAAUUUGAUGAUAGAUCAAUUCACACUAAUAUCAAUAUUAGCAGCACAAAGUUGUCCCUGCUGAACACAAAUUUGCUAUGUUUUAUGUGUGUUAGUCGGAGACAGCGCAUACUGGUAUCAUAUCCUCUGAAAUAUUUAAUCAAUGGAUCAAUGGAAAUUAAAUUAAUUAAAAAAAAAUAUUUAACAAACUUUUUUUUAAUAUGAUAUAUAUAUAUAUACAUUUUUUUUUCUUGCUUUAAACUAAUAAUAGAUAUUUUCAAUUGUUAUUCAUAAUUUACCUUAUUAUCUGAUAAUAACCAAACCAUGAUUAUUUUAAACUAUAAAACCUAUAGGCCUUAUUUAGGCAGAAAAUAACAGAGUAGGUAUAAAUAUAUAGUAUAUCUAAUACAUACCUGUAUUCUUGUAUUAUAUAAAUUCUAAUUCAGCUUAAUUCUACUUUGCAGGUAUUCAACCGCCCGUGUUGCCAUCUCUGCAGUGUAUUUAUGGAAUGAAGUUUUCGGCAGAAACCAAUAUUGAAUUUGUGCAUAUGCAUGAACAGUUGCCUCGUAGUAGUUGGAAAAGCGAUAACCAACAGACACUCAGCGAGCUAUUGUUGCAGUUUUUUGAACACUAUAACAAUUUCAAGUGAAUAUAAUAUUAAUUUAAUAACGUGUAUUGUUAUACAUAAUUUUUAAAUGCUGUAAUAUUACAAGAAUAUUUAAUUUGUUAGUUUUUAAUGGUUGAUAUUUCACGGUAUAAAUAAUAAAACAGUUUAAUAAAGUUUUUUUUAUAAUAAUAAUAAUUAUUAUUAUAGUUACUACAUGAAUGCGGUGUCUGUUAGAACGGGAAGGCAAAUCCCGCUGGAACACUGUCGGAUGGCUUUAACAAUAAAAAAUGAUCCAGGACAAUGGAAAUUUAUAGGAAUCGAAGGUAUGUUAAAUGUUAUGUUAUUAUAAUUAAUAUUAUAACCACAGGUUUCUUGAAAAUUAUCAUCUCUUGGUUAAUGGAAAUAUUUUAGUGUGUUUACUCCCUUAAAGUGUGUUUAUAUUAUAUUAAAUAUUUUUUACAAAAUUAUAUAACAUUGGUAACAUUUUGAAUUUGUGUUCAAUUGAGCUGUUUGAUUACUAUUUUAAUAUUACAUCAAUGAAAAUACUAUAUUCCUUUGAUUAUCAAAAAAUAAUAAUUAAAGAAAAAGAAAUUUAAACUCUAUUAUAUGUCGUAGUGUUGUCGGGUAGUUAGGAUACAUAAAGUAAUUUGAAAUUUAUAUCUGUACCUAAUGAUAAAUCAUAUCUAAUGAAAAUCAAUUCUGAAUAAAUUUCGAUUAAAUAUGUUUUGAAAUAGUUUUUGAGAUUUUACAAAUAGAUGUUAGAUGUUGGACAAAAAACUGCAUUACCCUGAACAUUUUUAAAUUUUUUUACUGUCAAUUAUAACAUAUGAUAAACCUCUUGUGUCAUACUUUUAAGAAUUUCUUUUGACCAAAAUAAUUUUAUCCACAUAAAACAAAAUUUUAAACAAAAAAAGUCGAAAAUUUAAAAUGAUUUUAAAUAGUUCUUUCACCAGAAUGUUUGACAUUUUUACCACGUUAAGUAAAUAGUAUAAGUAUUCUAUGAAAAAUAAAUGCUGGUCUCUACAAUUACUUUUUACCGAAUCGCAACAAAAUUAUCUCCCUAAUGCAUUAACUAGAAAAAAAAUUACUUUUAGAAACGAUGAUACACUUGAUGUUCGGAGCAAGAUUUCUAGUAGAAAAGUUGUUCACGAAUGGAAAAAGAACACAUCAUACUUAAACCAAUACAUUCCUCAUUCUGCUUAGAAUCUAAAAAAAUUGAGACGAGUUACAUCUGAGACUGGUGUGCUUAUUUACAGUUUAGUAUUAUGUGUACAUAGGUACUAUAUUCAGUAAAUUUUGCUGAAGUAGCAUACAGCAACAUCCAAUUUAUUCUACUCUAUUUAGAUAUUGAACUGUUUAAAGAAAGAAAAAAAAUUUACAAUUAUAUUGUUAUUUGUUAUAUAGGUAAAUUUGCUUACCUAUAUAUUUGUUUUUAUUAUAUUUUAUUUGUAUACUAUGGUUCUUACGAUAAAAAAACAUUUUUAUAUAUUUGUUUAAAAAUAUUACAAAUAUAAUGCUAUCACUUCAAAUUUGAGCUUAUGAUGUCAUUGAUAUUGUUAUUUUAUUCAUUAAUAUUUAUUAUUAUAUACAUGUACUUUUACUUUUUUUAGAACCUUUCGAGAGAACAAACACAGCAAGGUCUGUCCACAACCACAAUAUAUUUGAACAAAUCAAAGAAGUCAUACGGAAAAGUUACAAUAAAUUAAAAGAAACUAAAUCAUUGGAUUCAAUAUUUUGUCAAUUUGAAAAAUAACAAAAUCAAAACAAAACAAACAAAAAAACUAUUAAAAUUACAAAAGAACAAAAAAAAAUAAAUUAUAAUUCAUAUACAUAAUCUGAAUAAAAGAGGAAUAAGAAAACUUCGAGUGAUACAUUCUGACUUGGUGUAUAUAGCAUAAUGAGGUUCCUUUUUAUGGAGCGAAAACUCAGGAAAUUCGUAAUUCAUUAAUAAUUAAAUCAUACGAAAAAGUGUAUAAUAAUGUUGUUAGCAAUUAUGAAAAAUGUUUAAAAAAAAAAAAAAAAAAUUGAAUUUAGCUUUUAAGAAAUUAAUUUAUUAUUAUAUAUUGUUGAAAUUAUAUUUAGAAAAACAACUAUGCACUCCUUAAUUGAUGAACAAAGCUUUUUAUCUUAUUGCUGUUCUCAUUAUAAUAAAUAUGAAUAAUAAAAUUUGUAAGAGCAUAGAAAUUGAAAACGUUUUUAGGCCAAAUUCAGUAUUUAAUUUACCAUUGUGUUGACUAUGAUUUUGAAUUAUACAUAGAUUUAAAACUAUUAAGUUAAAAUAUUUAUACAUAAUGUUCAUGUCUGAUUAAAUAAAUAAUUUGUUGACAUUAUAUUGAAUGAAAUCGUACCACAAAUAAUCAUUAUUAUUAUAUUCUUUAUACACAAUCAUUUAAUUUUUCAAGAAUUGUAUUGAAAUUAAUGACAAUAUACUCUAUUUUAAAUAAGAAGUCACAAGUUUGAGUAUUCAUGAGUAUUUGAACGUUGUCAGAUUGGCAAAAAUUGGCUAACGUGUUUUCAUCUGUCAUUCAGUGCUUUUUCAGUCUAGAAUAUAAUUAUUAUUUAUUACUUAUCAAUACAGAUAAUAACAUGUUUUUCGUAAUACAAAUUGGUAGUUUUUUGUUAAGUUAGAAUAUGUAGAUUAUCAUUGAAUGUAGUCUUAUAUGAUUAUGCUGAAGC
This is a messenger RNA of Cinara cedri, 17444 nucleotides long. Lineage: Eukaryota; Metazoa; Arthropoda; Insecta; Hemiptera; Aphididae. The record is from the annotation of a GenBank genome assembly.